This is a messenger RNA of Pecten maximus, 1651 nucleotides long. RefSeq names its product cytochrome P450 2B19-like. Gene Ontology annotation, cellular component: cytoplasm; intracellular membrane-bounded organelle. Gene Ontology annotation, molecular function: oxidoreductase activity, acting on paired donors, with incorporation or reduction of molecular oxygen, reduced flavin or flavoprotein as one donor, and incorporation of one atom of oxygen; iron ion binding; heme binding. The record is from RefSeq and is a predicted model, not a curated record. The transcript has 5 exons. The coding region runs from base 1 to 1500 and encodes 499 amino acids. NCBI's taxonomy places the organism in Eukaryota, Metazoa, Mollusca, Bivalvia, Pectinida, Pectinidae. Gene Ontology annotation, biological process: xenobiotic metabolic process.
AUGCAUGCGCGGGGUAGCUCAUUAUCUUGCUUCCAGACUCAGUCAAACUCGCACACUACCCACAUACCUAUACAAAAGUACCUGUGGAACAGGCACCAGAGACUGAACUCCCUACCCCCGGGGCCUACACCUCUCCCACUUCUGGGGAACCUACUUGAUUUAGCAUCCAAAGACCAGCUAGAAACAUAUCGUAAACUGCGUGAAAAGUAUGGAGACCUGGUCACUCUUCAUGUGGGGUCCAUCACAAUGGUGGUGGUCAGUGGUUACGACACACUUCGGGAACUCUUCGUUAAGCGUGGUGAAGUCACGUCUGACAGACCUGACCUAUUUGUAUUCAGGGAAGUAACGAAUGGCGAAGGAAUUGUGAGCAGAUCAGGGCCGGAAUGGAAGAUACACAGAGCAUUCGCUGUUGGAGGACUAAGGGAUUUUGGUUUCGGCAAGAAAAGUAUUGAAGGGAAAAUAAUGGAAGAAGUUGAAAUAUUUCUUCACGUUCUUGAAGAGAAACAAGGACAACCCAUAAAUCCAGAGUCUUGUAUGCAGACUUGUAUUGCAAAUAUUAUAUGUGCGAUUACAUUUGGUAAGAGGUUUGAGCAUGGCGAUCCUGUAUUUAUAGAACUAAUCGACUUGAUAAAGGAAAACUUAUCUCUUAUCGGACCCGCCGGACUUCUCAACAUCAUGCCUUUUGUCCGGUUUGUCCAAGGGGAUCCUGUCGGUUGUAAAAAGAUACUUAAAAAUGCAGACAAAGUCAUUAAGUAUCUUUACAAGCUAAUUGACGCUCAUCAGAAGGACUUCGACGAAGAAAAUAUUAAAGAUUUCAUCGACGAUUAUUUAAAGGAGAUAAAGAAUAAGGAAGGACAGGAUACUUCCUUCACAGUGUCACAGCUAAUGAAUACCAUGUCAGACAUGUUUGUUGCUGGAAUAGACUCAACAACCACGACUCUACUCUGGGUUAUCGUGUUCUUCCUCAACUACCCGGAUGUACAGGAACGUUGUCACGAGGAGGUUACGAAGGUGGUAGGAGAGGGUCGUUUCCCGUCCCUGUCAGACCGAUCACAAAUGCCGUAUACUGAGGCGACCAUCACAGAGAUGUUCAGAUUUGGCGAUUUUACUCCGCUUGGACUGCCACAUGCUACAAGUACUGACGUCAGUUUCAAAGGACAUAUAAUUCCUAAAGGAACAAUGUUGAUACCAAAUAUCGGCUCUGUCCACACUAAUCCUGGUAUAUUCCAAGAUCCGGGUAAAUUUAACCCAUCAAGAUUCCUUGACAGUGAUGGCAAAGUCUGUGGAACUGACCAUGUCAUACCAUUCUUUUUUGGUCGCCGUGUAUGUAUGGGUGAGGCCCUCGCCAGGUCAGAGCUGUUUCUCUUCCUCACCUCCAUGGUACAACGUUUCCAGCUCAAACCGACAGGUCUUGAUGGUAUUCCGUCUGUUAAAGGCCAGUUUCAAGGUAUGGGGAAGAAACCGCCUACUUACAAAUGUAUAGCCAAGAAGAGACUAUAGAAUCGGUACAUAUUUCACCGUAUUUUCUCAUGGACAGGAACGACAAAUCAUCCGGUGACUAGCUGGAUCUUUGUGUUUUUCGGCAUAGCCGUAUAAUUUUCUUUUGUUCCCGGAUAUGACGCGACAGGUGGCGUUACUGGUCAAGAUGAAG